AUGGAUUGCGAGAGGUGCCAGUGCCACAGCGAAGACAAGCGCACCGCCAUCCUCUACACCAUCCUCAGCCAGAACCUCAACCAGAGCCGGGGCGGCCGCGGCCCAGCCCACCAGCGCUGCCUCUGCCACCAGCGUCGGACCGUCUGCCUCCGCACGCCCCACGUCACCUGCCAGGCGGCCUCCAACGUGCUGGUAAAAACCGUCAGCUUCAUGAAAAACCUCCCUUCCUUCCACCUGCUGCCGCGAGAGGAUCAACUCCUGCUGCUGGACAGCUGCUGGGUCCCCCUUUUCCUCCUGGGGCUGGUCCAGGAGAUGGUGACCUUCGAGGUGAUGGAGACCCCGGCUCCCAGCAUGCUCAAAAAGAUCCUCCUCGAUGGCCAAAGCGAACGGCAGGAGCCCGAGCGGACGCAGCCCACGCUGGCUGCCGUGCAGCGACUGCAGUGCUGCCUGAACACGUUUUGGAGCCUGGACCUGAGCCCCAAGGAAUACGCCUACUUGAAGGGAGCCAUUCUCUUCAAUCCUGAUGUCCCCGGACUGAGGGCUUCCCUGUACAUCGAGAGCCUCCAGCGGGAAGCCCAGAGAGCGCUUCAGGAGGUCCUGCAGCCCCUGCACCCUGAGGACCAAGGCCGCUUUGCCCGCAUUUUGCUGGUAGCCUCCACUUUAAAAUCGAUCCCUCCCGCCCUCAUCACGGAUCUCUUCUUCCGACCGGUCAUCGGCAAUGCGGACAUCGUCGAGCUCAUCGCGGAGAUGCUGUACGAAAUAACCGUCAGGCAGCUGCCUCCGGCGGCACGCAUGGGGUGCUGA
This is a messenger RNA of Eurypyga helias (sunbittern), 804 nucleotides long. It is a transcript of the gene NR0B2, whose product is annotated as nuclear receptor subfamily 0, group B, member 2. Gene Ontology annotation, cellular component: nucleus; cytoplasm. NCBI's taxonomy places the organism in Eukaryota, Metazoa, Chordata, Aves, Eurypygiformes, Eurypygidae. The coding region runs from base 1 to 804 and encodes 267 amino acids. Gene Ontology annotation, biological process: circadian rhythm; negative regulation of transcription by RNA polymerase II. Gene Ontology annotation, molecular function: transcription corepressor activity; transcription factor binding. The transcript is spliced from 2 exons. The record is from RefSeq and is a predicted model, not a curated record.